This is a messenger RNA of Esox lucius (northern pike), 2444 nucleotides long. RefSeq names its product calcium channel, voltage-dependent, beta 1 subunit (gene cacnb1). Gene Ontology annotation, biological process: chemical synaptic transmission; calcium ion transmembrane transport; neuromuscular junction development. Gene Ontology annotation, cellular component: voltage-gated calcium channel complex. The transcript has 15 exons. Bases 256 to 2262 code for a protein of 668 amino acids. NCBI's taxonomy places the organism in Eukaryota, Metazoa, Chordata, Actinopteri, Esociformes, Esocidae. Gene Ontology annotation, molecular function: high voltage-gated calcium channel activity; protein binding. The record is from RefSeq and is a predicted model, not a curated record.
GAUCCAUGGGGCGUGGACCUCGUUGUUUCGCAGCUGGAUCCUGGAGCAGAGCGCGCUGUCCAUUAUUGUCUACGCUCGGGAACCGAGGCGGGUGAGGCUGGUGCUGUAGACAGAGCAGCUGUUGCUACGGUAGGCUACUACGGUUAAGCAUCCUUGGGGAAACAACGGCAACCAAUUCUCUUUGUAGACGAUGCAAUGCUCUCCGUUAUCAUCUUAAAUAUAUGAAAUAGAAAAUAGAAUUGAAAAAAUAAAUCAAUGGUACAGAAAAGUAGUAUGUCCAGGACGCCUUCGACCUCAACCCAGGAGAUCCAAAUGGACAUGUUUGAUCCUCAUCCGCACGCACAGGGGAAGCAUGCCAAGCGGAAGAGCCGCUUUAAGCGAUCCGAUGGAAGCACCUCCUCUGACACCACAUCCAACAGUUUUGUCCGACAGGGCUCUGCAGACUCUUACACCAGCAGGCCGUCCGACUCGGACGUGUCCCUGGAGGAGGACCCAGAGGCGCUGAGGAAGGAGGCUGACCUACAGGCCCUUGCAACCCUGGAGAAAGCCAAGACCAAACAGGUGGCUUUUGCAGUGCGGACGAAUGUGGGUUACAACUCUGGGCCUAGCGAUGAUGUCCCUGUUCAGGGCAUGGCCAUCUCCUUUGAAGCCAAAGACUUCCUACACAUCAAAGAGAAGUACAAUAAUGACUGGUGGAUUGGUCGUCUGGUGAAAGAGGGCUGUGAAGUGGGGUUCAUCCCAAGCCCAGUCAAACUGGAGAACACCCGGCUACUGCAGGAGCAGAGGAUGAGACAGAACCGCCUUAGCUCCAGUAAAUCUGGUGGCAGCUCUAGCCUCGAUGUUGCAACAGGGACACGCAGGCCCACUCCUCCUGGCACAGCUCAUGUGGACAUGUCCACAGUGAACUUUGACCCAGACCCCCUGGACCUGGACGCUGAGGAACCCCCUGAACCCCAGGGUGAGCCCCGCUCCCCCAAGGGCAAUGCGGGCAGCGUCACCUCCCCACAGGGUCAAAUCCACCGCCUGCCCUUCUUUAAGAAGAUGGAGCACGUUCCCCCUUAUGACGUUGUUCCCUCCAUGAGACCCAUCAUUCUGGUGGGGCCGUCGCUGAAGGGCUACGAGGUGACUGACAUGAUGCAAAAGGCUCUCUUUGACUUCCUCAAACACAAGUUUGAGGGCAGGAUAUCCAUCACCCGGGUGACAGCGGAUAUUUCCCUGGCCAAGCGCUCGGUCCUCAACAACCCCAGUAAACACACGAUCAUUGAGAGGUCCAGUACCCGGUCCAGCCUGGACGUACUGGCCGAGGUGCAGAGUGAGAUCGAGCGGAUCUUUGAGCUGGCCCGCACCCUGCAGCUGGUCGCCCUCGAUGCAGACACCAUCAACCACCCCUCUCAGCUGGCCAAGACCUCCCUGGCACCCAUCAUCGUUUACAUCAAAAUAGCCUCACCUAAGGUCCUCCAGAGGCUCAUUAAGUCGCGGGGGAAGUCCCAGGCCAAACACCUGAAUGUGCAGAUGGUGGCGGCGGACAAGCUGGCCCAGUGUCCCCCUGAGCUGUUCGACAUCAUCCUGGAUGAGAACCAGCUGGAGGACGCCUGCGAGCACCUGGCUGACUACCUGGAGGCGUACUGGAAGGCCACGCACCCGCCCAGCAGCAACCCCCCCAACCCCCUGCUCAACCGCACCAUGGCCACGGCCGCCCUGGCCGCCUCCCCGGAGCCCGUCUCCAACCUGCAGGGGUCGUACCUGGCGCACGGAGAACAGAAGCGGGAGGGGCCUUUGUCGGAGCGUGCCGGCGGCGGCAGUCUCCAUGACUACCAGGGCGAGCAGGGCGGCAAGCCGCAGCAGACCUACCUGUGCUCCUCGAGGGGCCAGCUGCGUGGCGGAGGCCGGGGCUUGUCCCGGCAGGACACCUUCGACUCAGAGACGCAGGGCAGCCGGGACUCCGCCUACACCGAGGCGGGCGACUCCUGCAUGGACAUCGAGACGGACACGUACGAAGACCCCGAGCCGUACCGCGGAGGAGGCGGCAGCAGGCUGCACCUGGCCCAGCACCACGGCCGCCGGGCCUCCUGGGAAGACGAGGGUGCCGAGCCGGACCAGGAGAACCUCAACCAGUCCGCCGUGCCGUCCCAAACCCAGCCGGGGCAACACGGCCGGGCUAAGCUGAGAGAAAGGUACUGCCAGGAGAGCGGGGACACCGGCGCCAAUAUGGGCCGCAACCGGAACCAGGAGGACUGGGGCAGAGAUGUCUACAUCCGCUGAGCAACACCACCCGGGGGCCAGGGGGCUGCCUGACAGACGGGGGGAGGGAGGAGAGGGAUGGUGUUUAUGAUCAGAGCUUCGGUUUAGCAGGGAGUGGAGGCUGGGUUCGGGGGGGGUUGCCAAUCAGACGCUCAUUAAUUAAUUUCUUUACAACCAUAUUCAAGAGGUACUUUGAGAGCGGU